AAAAUAAAAUAAAAAAAGCAUUCAUCUUUUGUGGCACUUCAACAAACUUUGUUCCGGCCACGCUCUCUCAUCUCCGUCCGAGCGUCGUCUCUCUCUACUCUCUCUCUCCGUCGCCGAGUGUUUGAGUAGAUCGCUCCGUUGACUCUGUUCCCUCCCCGGAGAAGAUCGGAGUUUUGUAGCUGAUUCGCUGUUGAUACUAAUUCAGCAGCCAUGAGCUCGGUUUUGCAGGGUUUUACGAAGUCACUCGCCAUGACUUUUGUCUCCGAGAUUGGUGAUAAGACCUUCUUCGCCGCCGCUAUUCUGGCGAUGCGUUAUCCUAGGAGACUUGUGUUGGCUGGUUGUGUAUCGGCUCUGAUUGUUAUGACUAUCCUCUCUGCUACUGUUGGAUGGGCUGCUCCAAAUCUGAUCUCUCGCAAAUGGACUCAUCACAUAACAACGUUGUUGUUCUUUGGUUUCGGGCUAUGGUCUUUGUGGGAUGGUUUUAAAGAAGGGGGAGGGGGUUCAGAAGAAUUGGCUGAAGUUGAAGCAGAACUGGAUUCUGAUAUGAAGGCUAACGGUAAAUCCACAAAAGAUAAGACUGAAGAUGAGAACAAAAAGCAGAAGAGGCCAUUCCUGACACAAUUCUUCUCUCCAAUUUUUCUCAAGGCAUUUUCGAUUAACUUCUUUGGUGAAUUUGGUGACAAGAGUCAGCUUGCUACAAUUGGUUUAGCCGCGGAUGAAAACCCGUUUGGGGUUGUCCUUGGUGGAGUUGUGGCACAGCUUGUGUGUACCACUGCUGCUGUGAUUGGAGGAAAGAGCUUAGCGUCUCAGAUAUCCGAACGAAUAGUUGCUCUCUCUGGUGGAAUGCUAUUCAUUAUAUUUGGAAUCCAAUCGUUUCUUACUUCUGUUGAUGCCUAAUGCUUCCCAAAACCUUCUUUCUGGGCUGUAGGGAGAGUUGAAGAUGACGAUGAAGAACGUUGCUAUCUAUACUUUCUUUAGAUUUGUAAUCUUGAUACUAGAUGUCUUACACAAGUCAUUACAAAACAAAUCUGAAAGUUUAUUUACCGUGAAAAAAAAUAACAUUAAAAGGGGCUUAAGCAGCCAUUUGACUUCAAUAAAGUUUUGGUGAUCGUUGGUUAA
Messenger RNA from Brassica napus (rape), 1119 nucleotides. Its product is annotated as GDT1-like protein 4. Gene Ontology annotation, molecular function: manganese ion transmembrane transporter activity; calcium ion transmembrane transporter activity. Gene Ontology annotation, cellular component: Golgi apparatus. Lineage: Eukaryota; Viridiplantae; Streptophyta; Magnoliopsida; Brassicales; Brassicaceae. The transcript has 13 exons. The record is from RefSeq and is a predicted model, not a curated record. The coding region runs from base 211 to 897 and encodes 228 amino acids. Gene Ontology annotation, biological process: Golgi calcium ion transport; calcium ion transmembrane transport; manganese ion transmembrane transport.